AUUCAUCCACCCAUUACCCUCCAUUACCCUACAGACACCUUCCUAUCACGUCCUCUAGUGUCAGUGUUGCUUAGUACCAAAAUAUUCUAAUAAAAGUGAGGUGUUCCCCCAGUGAGCGCCAUGAUCCAAGGGCAGAGCAGACGACUCCUAACUCAAGGAUGGAGGUUCCUCAGGGGUGGUGUUGGGGGUUGGUGUCGCCUCCAGCACUCCUCCGCUGCCUGCCGCCCCAUCAACAAGCUGCUCAUCGCCAACCGGGGAGAGAUCGCCUGCCGGGUGAUGCGCACUGCUCGCCGCCUCGGGGUGAAGACUGUGGCGGUGUACUCAGACCCUGACAGGAACUCCAUGCAUGUGGCUAUGGCAGAUGAAGCUUACCGCCUUGGCCCGGCAGCCUCCCAGGAGUCAUACUUGCGUGGCGACAAGAUCCUGGAGGUGGCCAUGAGCAGUGGGGCCCAGGCAGUGCACCCUGGCUAUGGCUUCCUCUCGGAGAACGCAGAGUUUGCCGAUGAGUGUUUGAAGGCCGGGGUAGUGUUUGUGGGACCUCCAGCCAGUGCCAUCAGGGACAUGGGUAUCAAGAGCACGUCCAAGGCCAUCAUGUCCGAGGCCUCUGUACCCGUGGUGGGAGGCUACCAUGGGGAGGAGCAGACCGAUGAGAGGCUGGCAGCAGAGGCUCAUCGCAUUGGCUUCCCAGUCAUGAUCAAGGCUGUGAGGGGCGGUGGAGGAAAGGGCAUGAGGAUUGCUAUGAAGCCUGAGGAGUUCCAGGAGCAGUUAGAGUCGGCGCGGCGAGAGGCCAUGAAGUCCUUUGGUGACGAUGUGAUGCUCAUUGAAAAGUUUGUUGAGCGGCCCAGGCAUGUGGAGGUUCAGGUGUUUGGGGAUCACCACAGCAACUAUGUGUACCUGUUUGAGCGCGACUGUUCGGUGCAGCGCAGACACCAGAAGAUUAUCGAGGAGGCGCCGGCGCCGGGUCUGACGUGGGAUGUGCGCCAGUCUCUGGGUGAGGCUGCGGUCAGGGCAGCCAGGGCGGUGGGCUAUGUGGGUGCCGGCACUGUGGAGUUUAUCUUGGAUCCCUCGCACAAUUUCUACUUUAUGGAGAUGAACACAAGACUGCAAGUGGAGCAUCCUGUGUCUGAGAUGAUCACCAACACUGACCUGGUGGAGUGGCAGCUUAGGGUAGCUUCUGGGGAACCACUGCCGCUCACACAGGAUGAAAUCAAGCUGUCUGGCCACAGUUUUGAGGCUAGGAUAUACGCUGAGGAUCCCAGGGGUGGCUUCCUCCCUGGUGCCGGCCCUCUCAACCACCUUUCAACCCCUGCCCCGAGCCAGCACGUCAGGAUAGAGACAGGGGUGCGGCAGGGUGACGAGGUGUCUGUCCACUACGACCCCAUGAUAGCCAAGCUGGUGGUGUGGGGACAUGACCGCACCUCGGCCCUCAACAGCCUCACUUCCUGCCUUGCUAAGUACAAUAUUGUAGGACUGAACACCAAUGUGGACUUCCUGCUGACCCUGGCCACUCACCCAAGCUUCCAGGCCGGAGACGUGAGCACAGACUUCAUCCCAGACCACUAUGACGAACUCUUCCCACCCCUGGCGGCUUCCAAGAAGCUGCUGUGUCAGGCAGCACUGGCCCAGGUGCUUGAGGAGGAGCAGGAGGGAGUGCGAGCUGUGGCUGCCUCCCAGGACCCCACCUCUCCCUUCGGGCCCAGCGCCUCGCCACGCAUCAACCACACACUCAUCCGCACCCUGCCAUUCACUUGUGAGGGCAAAGAGGAGGAGGUGCGGGUGGAGUACCUGGGUGAUAGCAAGUACCGCAUGAGUGUGGGCGGCGAGAGCUUUGCGGUGAGCGGCUCCUUGGUGUGUGAUAACGGUGUCCGCCACCUGUCAGCCUCCGUGGGCGACUCUGUGUCCCGGGUGAAUGUUGUGCUGGACGGCAGGGACAUCCACCUCUUCACCCAGACUGGCGGGUGGAAGGUGAGUGUGCCGGCACCCAAGUUUGAGUCCGAGCUUGGCCACGUGGCGGGGGCGAGUGGCGGUGCUGUGGCCCCCAUGCCUGGUGUGGUGGAGAAGGUGUUUGUGUCCGCUGGCCAGACGGUUGAGGCCGGUGACCCCCUGGUGGUGAUGAUUGCUAUGAAGAUGGAGUACGUGAUCAAGGCAAGCAGUCCAGGAGUUGUGGAGAAGGUCUUGUUUGAGCCAGGGCAGAGUGUGGCCAGGAACACUCCCCUGGUGAAGCUGAAGGAGGCUGAGGAGUGAGUGGGGCAGCUAUCCACAUUCUCACAGGGAGCGUCUGGAAAAAGAGGACAAACAGUAUGUGAUGCUGAUAAUAGUUAGUAGUGGUGGUGGUGGUGGGGAUAACUCUGUGGAGGGAACAAAGACUGGUGUAGUUAUAAUGUAGUUAACUUAUUGUGGGUUUAGAAGGUGCCAUGAUGUCUCAAAGAAGGAGAGAAGAGGAAAAUGUGUAUGUAUAUUAGUAACAGUUAGUCAUGGGUUGAUUAAUUUAUGAGCAGGUUAGACAAUUGUAUAGUAUUUACUUGUAUGUGGGCCUGGAUGAUACUGGCCUACCAAAAAAACUAAAAAUAAUUAUGUAUCUCUAAAUGAAUCGUACUAUUUUUAACUAUGCUGAAAGAAUGACUACUUAGGAAACAUUUAUUAAGCUGUGUGGGAAAAAACAAAGAAAAGUUACAUGAAUAUUAUUUAAGCAAUGCCAUUUUGAACUCAAUUGAUGAAGUCUAAAUAGUAAGUAAUUUAAUAUAUCUUAGUUUAUUACAAUGCAUUGGUGAGAUAAUUUAGGUAUAGAGAUUGAGAGGAGAGAGUUGUGAGGUGAGUGAGGCUGUGAGAGGCUGACAUAUGGACUGGGAGAUGUGUGUGAGUGUGGAAGGAGUGGUAGAGUUCAGUACAGGAGUGAGAAGAGUGUGGAGUCAGCUAGUAAUGUCAGGCUUGUGUGUGGAGUGUGGGAAUGUUGUGUGGAGAAAGAGCUGUGAAGGAGGUUAAUGCAAGGGAAGGAACUGUGGUGUUGAGGUGUUGUGGUGUUGUGGUGGUGUGGUGGUUUAUGUUCCUUCUCAGCAGCAGGAUGAGAUUCCCCCUGCUGGCGUGCAUAGCUACUUUUUUUUAGACAUUUCCAUAUUUUUGUGUAUAUUUUUAGAUAAUUGUAGUAACGAGGUGCAUUUGAAGUACAAAAUAAAAUAAAAUGUACA
This is a messenger RNA of Portunus trituberculatus (swimming crab), 3185 nucleotides long. It is a transcript of the gene Mccc1, whose product is annotated as methylcrotonoyl-CoA carboxylase subunit alpha, mitochondrial-like. Gene Ontology annotation, molecular function: metal ion binding; ATP binding; methylcrotonoyl-CoA carboxylase activity. The transcript has 13 exons. The coding region runs from base 121 to 2244 and encodes 707 amino acids. Lineage: Eukaryota; Metazoa; Arthropoda; Malacostraca; Decapoda; Portunidae. The record is from RefSeq and is a predicted model, not a curated record. Gene Ontology annotation, cellular component: mitochondrion.